AUGCAGCUCGCGGACGAAGACUUCAAAAUGGCACCGCCGUCACCGUCUUCUAUUGCUCCUAACCGCCGCCGCAACACUUCCCACUGCUUCCUCUGUCCCAAGGCGCGGAGGGGCACGGACACAACGUGUUUUCAAGUGUGGUACAACGACUUCGCGUGUGGUGCGUUGAUUCCGAGCCACCUAGGUAAACGUGUCGUUCUGCGCCGUGCCCCCAAGGCCGCAGGGGUGCGCAACAAGACACACCAAGAAAUUCUGUCUGAGGAAAAAGAAGAGAGUUAG
Molecule: messenger RNA, 279 nt
Organism: Phytophthora nicotianae INRA-310
Lineage: Eukaryota; Oomycota; Peronosporomycetes; Peronosporales; Peronosporaceae
Exons: 2
Coding region: 1-279 (92 amino acids)
Source: RefSeq, a predicted model, not a curated record